UGAAACAGCUGGCAAUGUAAGAAUUGUGCAAUAAGCAGAAGGCUUUUAUUUGUAAAUAUUAUAAAUUAAACCAAAUAUAAAAAUGACAACCAUAAAAGUGAAAAACUUGCUUGCCAUUAGCGCCACAGCCUUAGGCGCCUUUUAUUUGGGUUCUUACACAGAACGUCGGCUGCGCGACGAAAAUGAAUCUUGUCAACAGAAAUUCGCACGUUUACCCGGAUUUCCAGUUUUUUCAACCGUUUCCGCCGCUGCGCUGAUACCUGCCAACGAAGUAAAUCUGACCGCCAGGCCGUCGCGCAUAGCAGAAAUUAUGAAAUACGGAUUUCCCGGCAUGGAUAAUGUACGCUCCCAUUCGGAUUAUGUACUCUCCUAUGACAGACGCAAUCGUGUGCCUCACUGGGUCUUCGAGCAUCUGACCGCCGAAUCGGUGGCCAAAAAUGAUCAAGUUGAUCGAGCAAAAUGUGAUUUCAGGCAAGACGAAAGCAUUCAUCCGUUCUUUCGGGCACAGAACACCGAUUACCGUCGCUCCGGCUACGAUCGUGGUCACAUGGCCGCCGCAGGCAAUCAUCGACUGCAUCAGAAGCAUUGCGAUGAUACCUUCUUGCUCUCCAAUAUGGCUCCACAGGUGGGCCAAGGCUUCAAUCGUGAUUCCUGGAAUACGCUCGAGAUGUAUGUGCGCAAGCUAACGCAAACACAUACAAAUGUUUAUGUCUGCACGGGACCACUCUAUCUGCCACACAAGGAGAACGACGGAAAGUCGUAUGUAAAGUACGAGGUAAUCGGUGCCAAUACUGUUGCUGUGCCCACCCACUUCUUCAAGGUGAUUGUGGCUGAGGCAGCGGACAAGAAGCUGCACAUGGAGGCCUACGUGAUGCCCAACCAGGUGAUCAGCAAUGAUACACCACUAAAAGUGUUCCAAGUGUCACCAGAGACGGUGGAACGCUCAGCAGGUUUGCUCUUCUUCGAUAAGAUAAAUCGGCAGCAGCUGGCGAGCAUAAAUGGAAAGAAGGUUUAAAAGUAGUUUAGUUAAAUGUUUUUUAGUGAAUUGUAUUUUUAGUUGUUGAAUUUUUGUUUCUUUUCCAAAGAAUUGUGUUCGAUUAAUAAACAGUAAACAAUUAAUACAGAGUUA
This is a messenger RNA of Drosophila hydei, 1129 nucleotides long. RefSeq names its product endonuclease G, mitochondrial (gene EndoG). Gene Ontology annotation, molecular function: nucleic acid binding; single-stranded DNA endonuclease activity; metal ion binding. Gene Ontology annotation, cellular component: mitochondrial inner membrane; nucleus. Gene Ontology annotation, biological process: apoptotic DNA fragmentation. NCBI's taxonomy places the organism in Eukaryota, Metazoa, Arthropoda, Insecta, Diptera, Drosophilidae. The transcript has a single exon. The record is from RefSeq and is a predicted model, not a curated record. The coding region runs from base 83 to 1015 and encodes 310 amino acids.